Molecule: messenger RNA, 3251 nt
Organism: Meira miltonrushii
Lineage: Eukaryota; Fungi; Basidiomycota; Exobasidiomycetes; Exobasidiales; Brachybasidiaceae
Product: PigN-domain-containing protein
Exons: 2
Coding region: 1-3174 (1057 amino acids)
Biological process (GO): GPI anchor biosynthetic process
Cellular component (GO): endoplasmic reticulum membrane
Molecular function (GO): mannose-ethanolamine phosphotransferase activity
Source: RefSeq, a predicted model, not a curated record
AUGUCACCAAUCACUCGUUUCAUUUUGGUGUCUUUAGUGUUCCAUCUUUUGUACACCGCCUCAAUCUUUGAUAUCUACUUCACUUCGCCAGUCGUUCAUCCCUCUAGAAGAUUUUCACCAGAAGACUCCUUCAUUGAAGCGGACAAGUUUCGGAGAACAGUAGAAGCACCAGCGGAACGAUUAGUGCUCAUUGUUGGGGAUGGCUUACGUGCAGAUACACUUUUCAAGCAUCAUGAUAUGUCAUAUAUGCCUUCUUGGGCUGCAGAAGAUGUAGCGACAAAAGGAAGAAUUUCGGUGGACACCGCAUUGGCACCAAUCAAAUCUUGGACCGGCAAGCCAAACGCGCAAAUUAAGGCAGAAACAUUUGAUGCAGCACCAUAUCUUCGCAAUGUGAUCGAGAAAAGAGGUGCAUGGGGCAUCAGUCAUACUCGUGUACCAACAGAGAGUCGACCGGGACAUGUCGCAUUGAUCGCUGGGAUGUAUGAAGAUGUCAGUGCGGUAACGAAAGGGUGGAAAUUGAACCCGGUCUCAUUCGAUUCACUCCUCAAUCAAUCCUCGCAUGCGUUUUCAUUUGGAUCGCCAGACAUUCUGCCUAUGUUUGCGACUGGUGCAACACCGGGAAAAGUUGAUAUGCAGUCUUAUGCGGAAGAAGAGGAGGACUUUACAUCUGAUGCAACAAAUCUCGAUAUUUGGGUCUUGGACAGAUUGCGAGAUCUUUUGACAUCGGCAAAGACCAAUAGCACUUUGGCAGACCAGCUACGUGCUCCUAAAACGGUGUUUUUCUUGCAUCUGCUUGGAUUGGAUACCACCGGACAUACGUAUAGACCAAGAUCGGCUGAAUAUGUCGGCAAUCUGAUGAUCGUGGACACGAUUGUGGCAGAAACAGAAAGAAUGCUAACUGAAUUCUAUGGAAGUGAAGAAGCCAAAAAGACAGCUUAUGUUUUCAGUGCAGAUCAUGGAAUGAGUCACAAAGGAAAUCAUGGUGAUGGGGAGCCAGACAAUACACGUACGCCUUUGGUAGCAUGGGGAUCUGGAAUACGAAAGCCGCGUGAACAGGGAAGAAAACAGCAUUGGCGAGUACCAGAAAUGGAAAAAGAUGAUUAUUAUCAAGGUUGGGGCUCUUUAGAUCGCUUUUGGAGAACGGAUGUAGAACAAGCAGAUAUCACGCCGCUGAUGUCUGCUCUGAUAGGCGCAAAUAUGCCAGCAAACUCAGAGGGUAGAUUACCACUUGAUUACCUUGAUAUCACCAAAGAACAAGCAGCUAGAGCCAUGCUGGCGAAUGCAUUAGAGGUGCUUGAAGUCUACCGAGUCAAACAUGAACAACGAAGUGAGCGAAUGUUAAGGUACGUUCCCUUCUCUCAGCUUCCCAGCGAAGAUGGAGCAGCACCUGGCUCAAGUAACGUAGAGACCAUCAAGGCGGCCUUGUCCAAAGGAGAAUACGAAAAAGUGAUCGGCCACAGUGAGAAGCUGAUCAAGGAUGCUUUGGAAGGUGCAGCAUACCUGCAAACAUACGAUUGGCUGAUGCUCGUUGCCGUCAUCACGAUCGGGUAUGCGGGCUCGAUGCUUUACGGAACGCUAUUUUUACUACGUCAUUACGUCUUGGACGUAUCACAAUCUCAAAUUCUGAAAGAGCGGUCGCCAGGGCUACCCUUUGGCAGAAUUGCUGUUGGCACAAUACUUUCAUCGCUUUGGGCCAAAUUUGCCUAUGAGCAAUCUCCUGUUACCUACUACCUUUACGCCGGAUUUGCAGCAUUCUUUUGGAUUCGAUUGAUGGAUGAGAGAAGAGUGUUUGCACUGGUGUGGAACAAGGCAGUCUCGUACCACUCCGAACAAGGUCAAAGCAAUCCCAAAUCAACAGUAUUACUCUCAAUCUCGAUUCGUGUGGUUUUGGGUCUUGCCGCUCUGGAAUUGAUGGUGGUCGGAUAUCUUAAUCGUUUGGCAUGGACAGCAGGUUUUAUCUACUUGGGAUUGAUUUGGCCAGCAGCGGGAAUGAUUGCAGAUGUCAAAUCAAGACACGAACUUCUGCUCAUAUUAUGGUUCUUUUGCUGUGGAUUCUGCAGUUUGUUCACUGCUGGAAGUGUGGAAAAGGAAGAGAGUAUUCCGUACCUCAUUGCUUCAGGGCUUUUGUUCCUUUUGGCCGGUGCUGUAAUCAUUCGCUGGAGUGGAACGUUUAUGGAAGUUUCAAAAGAUGGCAAUGAUCAAGAAGCAGAGGCGCAAGCUCGAACACAUGUUACACGAACGAAAAGAGUGCUAACGGUCCAGCUUGUCGUCUUGAUCGUUUCGGCUUUGGUCACUGCAAGCUCUUCAGCCAGUCUUCAGGCAAAGAAGGGAUUACCACGUUUGAACCAAAUCGUUGCUUGGGCUGUAUUGUUCCUUUGCUUGACAUUCCCAUUCGUAACGGGCCUGAAGGGAAAAGGUGUUGCUCAACCACCUUCUCAACGAUUGAUGAUCGUCAUCUUUGCCUUUGCGCCAGUCUUUGUUUUGCUCUCUUUACGUGAUGAGACGUUAUUCUUUGGUUGUUAUACAAUGACACUGAUCAUAUGGGCAAAGUUGGAAGCAGGGCUUUAUGAGGAAAGGCUUUAUCAACGCAAUGCGGUCGCGAAUGAGUCCGGACGGGCUCUAGAGAAAGAAGAUGUACGGAUUGCAAUCUGUUUCCUGUUCUUCUUGCAUGUUGGCUUCUUUGGAACUGGAAACAUUGCUUCCAUCUCAUCAUUCUACCUUUCUCCCGUCUAUCGACUGAUUCCGAUCUUCAGCCCAUUCUUGAUGGCUGCAUUGCUAAUCCUCAAGAUUAUGGUGCCUUUCAUUGUUUUGGCUUCAGUGUUCCAGAUGCUAUGUUUGACUCCACCACACACGAAACGCACAUCCGGCAAGCAUAUCAGAAAGACUGGAUACGAUUUAGCAGGACCACCUCUAUUCGGAUCGGAAAGUGUAGGAGGAUUAGGAUUACGUGAUGCAUACUCAUUGGUCCUAUUGGCAUGCAUAUUUACGGAUGUGCUAGCAUUAAAUUUCUUGCUUACCGUUCAAACAAAAGGAAGUUGGCUGGAAAUUGGUCAAUCGAUCACGCAUUUUGCUAUGAGUAAUUUAUUGCAAGUUUUCAUUCUUGCAUUAAGUGCUUUAGCAGAUGUUGUCGUUGGAAGAGGCGGGAAAGUGGUUUUGGGAACAAAAAGAGAAUGAUGCAGUAGAAUAAUAAGAUAUUAUGUACUUUUACUAGACCUUUAAACAUCAUAGAAAUGAUACUGAGUAAUGAUUGC